Messenger RNA from Octodon degus (degu), 2314 nucleotides. It is a transcript of the gene Hs3st4, whose product is annotated as heparan sulfate-glucosamine 3-sulfotransferase 4. Gene Ontology annotation, molecular function: [heparan sulfate]-glucosamine 3-sulfotransferase activity. NCBI's taxonomy places the organism in Eukaryota, Metazoa, Chordata, Mammalia, Rodentia, Octodontidae. The transcript is spliced from 2 exons. The annotation marks the transcript as partial. The record is from RefSeq and is a predicted model, not a curated record.
GACGCCUGGCCCCGGACCCCGCUGGCGCCCGGCGAGAUGCUCGCGGCGCAGAGCGCGCUGCCGGACAGGGAGGCGCAGGAGCCCGGCAGCCCAGAGGAAGACCAGGCGGGCCGGAGGGCGGCCAACGCGAGCUCAGAGCGGGGCGCCGCGGCCAGCACCCCCGACUACGGGGAGAAGAAGCUGCCCCAGGCGCUGAUCAUCGGGGUCAAGAAGGGGGGCACCCGCGCGCUGCUGGAGGCCAUCCGAGUGCACCCGGACGUGCGCGCCGUGGGCGUGGAGCCGCACUUCUUCGACAGGAACUACGAGAAGGGGCUGGAGUGGUACAGAAAUGUGAUGCCCAAGACUCUGGAUGGGCAGAUCACCAUGGAGAAGACCCCAAGUUACUUCGUGACCAAUGAGGCUCCCAAGCGCAUCCAUUCCAUGGCCAGGGACAUCAAGCUGAUCGUGGUGGUGAGGAACCCGGUGACCAGGGCCAUUUCUGACUAUACACAAACGCUGUCCAAGAAGCCUGAGAUCCCCACCUUUGAGGUGCUGGCCUUCAAAAACCGGACUCUGGGGCUGAUCGACGCAUCGUGGAGCGCUAUCCGGAUUGGGAUCUACGCCCUGCACUUGGAGAACUGGCUCCAGUACUUUCCCCUCUCCCAGAUCCUCUUUGUCAGCGGUGAGCGACUCAUAGUGGACCCUGCCGGGGAAAUGGCCAAAGUACAGGAUUUUCUAGGCCUCAAGCGCGUCGUGACUGAGAAGCAUUUCUACUUCAAUAAAACCAAGGGAUUCCCUUGCCUCAAAAAGCCGGAAGACAGCAGUGCUCCACGGUGCCUCGGCAAGAGCAAAGGUCGGACUCACCCGCGCAUCGACCCUGACGUCAUCCACAGACUCCGGAAAUUCUACAAACCCUUCAACAUGAUGUUUUACCAAAUGACGGGACAAGAUUUCCAGUGGGAACAGGAGGAGGGUGACAAAUGAGGAUACAGCUGUGGUGGGAAGGCUAGUGAAUACCAAGGAGGUUCUUUACCUAAGACCUGAAUCCCCCAGGGUCUGGGAGUGCCAAGUGGGUCUCCUCUUUUAUGCAGUCAGGAUGGUCUCCAACGCGGUUGGCUGGGGCAAAGGGAUGGAUCACACCGCAUCCCCAGGGAGGAACCAGGCUUGAUGUCUCUGGUUGACCAGAUGGCCACAGCACCUACCAUUGAUUCUACUAGUCAGUGGAAUGUGAAGACAGCGCAGAUACCUGUCAGUGUCAGAGACAGCGAGUGCAUGAAUGUUUGUCUAAGUGGCAAAAAAGAAAGACCUGCGGGGGAGAUAGUGCAGUGGUAUAAGCACCUGCCUGACCAACAUAAGGUCCUGAGUUCAAUCCCCUGUACCAAGAAAAUAAAAAGAUCUACUUUAUAGUAUCUCCUUUGUUAGUGGGGAACUUAGGUUCUACACCUCUGUCGGGCUCUGGCACCUGAUGUCUAAACUUCUGCUUUGGCUUACUCCAAAAUGCCCUUUUCACUGAGUGCUCCAGGACUCCUAGGGAGCAAGGUCCUCCUUCUAUGGCAUUUCUAGCCUCAUCCCAUGACCUCUGACUUCCUCCCUCCCCACUCCAUGGAGGCAGAGGCAUGCACCUAUGUUUCUCACCGAAAUGAUAGCUAACACCCCUGGAAGCUGUCUUCCGAAGAGCCCACUAAGGGCUUACACUUCAUGAGUAACCUAGAAUUAAGGAGAAGCUCUGCAUCUGUCAGAAUCAGGGCCACAGGGCUGUCCUAAGAGCGGGACAAUUACAACAGAGUCCAGAGCUCUGAGAUCGGUGGAGAUAAAUGGCCACAUAGAAGGGAGAAAGAAGAAAUUGAGUCCUCUGGGUGAGAGGGUUCCUUUCCCAAAGACCUACUCCCCCAGGCACCAUGGUCCCAAGGCAUGCUUUUGAGAUAGACUCUGUCCCCUAGAGUCGCCAAAGAGGCAAAGCCCCAUAAGUUGGUGUGUCUACUGUUGUGACUCGCCCCCAGUGAAGCAGUGGGGAAGAAGCCGUCACCCUCUGUUUGUCUUACCACGGCUGUUCAGGGUCACCUCAUGGUUCAUUUUCUCUUCUCAGCGAUGGUAUCUAAUGGGACAAUGGCAAGAGGGCUGAUUCCAUUUGUCAGAUUCAGUUGGGGGUGGGUGGGAGAGGUCAAGGGCUGUCUUCAGACACCCCUAUCAAGGGCUGCCAAAUAACGUGUCCCUUUCCAUUAGUUCGAUUCAAUUAAAAAUACAGCAUUCGACAUAAAGCACUUGUCCACAUAUCUCCAAAACCAAGAAUUGUUCUAGUCAAAUCGGAAAUUUGUACAAAUGGGGGAUGUUAAAU